Solea solea (common sole) is the source of this 3157-nucleotide messenger RNA. It is a transcript of the gene znf648, whose product is annotated as zinc finger protein 648. Gene Ontology annotation, cellular component: PcG protein complex; transcription regulator complex. The record is from RefSeq and is a predicted model, not a curated record. The coding region runs from base 209 to 1618 and encodes 469 amino acids. Gene Ontology annotation, biological process: regulation of transcription by RNA polymerase II. Gene Ontology annotation, molecular function: DNA-binding transcription factor activity, RNA polymerase II-specific; RNA polymerase II cis-regulatory region sequence-specific DNA binding. Lineage: Eukaryota; Metazoa; Chordata; Actinopteri; Pleuronectiformes; Soleidae. The transcript has 2 exons.
GCUGCUGACCCAAACAAAACGUCCAGAGCUGCAAAACUCCACCCAUACCACUCUUGGACAUCCUCUCAUACCACCACCUGAUGGUUGUAUAUCUGUGGCAGCUCCAAGAUUCAACAUGCGACCUGCCUGAGAACAGUCUUUGAGGAUACAUUGCUUCCCUAAGUUUGAACGUUGUAGAUGUUUUCAUGCAACAGCUAUAAAAGUGAUCAUGGAGGAGGAAAUGUCUCUUGCAAAAGAAAAACACCAAGCAAGACUUUCAGAUGUGGAGAAUGAAAGUGAUGCUGAUGUGAUGAACUCACCGUCAGAGAGCAGUGACUAUGGAAUCCUUUACCUGAACCCUCAAACACCAAACUGGUCUCUGGUGGAGAAGUUUGCCAACCUUCCAGGAGAAGGUCCAGGAGAGAAAAUGAUGGGAUUAUGUAAUGACCAAGGCCACCAUGUUCAAGUAUUGUCACGGUGCAAGGAAACUCUUACUAAUGAUGCAAUCCACAUAUUUAAUGGCAUGUUUUUGGAGGCAACUCAAAAGAGUUGUUCCAAAAACCUCAAGACCAACCAAGUGCGAAAGGAUGUCUUACCCAAAACGAAGGCGUCUAAGAUGGAAGCUGAGCUAGAGGAAAAUUCUCCAGGUGGAGGUGAGAACAAGAAUGAAAAGAAGAGAGUGAAAAGUCCACCUGUGAAGAAAUUGCAUAAAAAACAGGAAAAUGACAAGAUUCCUCGACUUUUGGUGGCAAUGAAAAAGCGUGAAGCCGACACACAGCACCGUCCCUUCCAGUGUCGGCAAUGUCACUGGGCCUUUAAGAAGCUGAGCAAUCUGCAGAGUCACUUACAAACUCACUCUGGCCUCAAGCCACAUGUGUGUGACAUAUGUGGCAAAGCUUACUCCCAUCAAGGCACACUACAGCAGCACAAGCGUCUGCACACAGGUGAAAGACCGUACCACUGCCCUUUCUGUGUCAAGACCUACAUUUGGUCCUCAGAUUACCGCAAGCACAUACGCACUCACACUGGUGAGAAACCGUAUGUCUGUGACUCCUGCGGGAAGGAUUUCAUCCGCUCGUCUGACCUGCGCAAGCACAAGCGGAACUUGCACACGAACAACAAGCCCUUCCCGUGCAGGCACUGUGGCAAGACCUUCUACAAACCACUCUCCCUGAAGCGCCAUGAGCGAAAGCACCUGGGGGAACGGCCUUUCUCCUGCCCUGACUGUGGGAAGACGUUUACCCUUCCAAGUCGUUUGGAGGAGCACAGCAAGGUCCACACAGGUGUGCGUCCGUUCGUCUGCUCCGUGUGCUCCAAGUGCUUUACUAAGUCCUCCAACCUGGCCGAGCAUGAGGCCAUCCACAGCGGAGCGCAACCGUUCAAGUGUGAGGAGUGUGGCGUGGCAUUUGCCCUGGCCUCCCGCCUCGUUCGUCACCAGUACGUCCACAACAAGGGGAAACCGCUGCAGUGCACUGGCUGCAGCAAGAACUUCAGCCAGCCAAACAUGCUGAAGCUUCACCAGGAGCAAACCUGCGUCGGGAGAAUCUUUGUCUGUGUGGCGUGUCACAAGUCGUUCAAGUGUGCAGCAAAGCUAGCUCAGCACAUGCUGCACCACAGGGACGUGAGCAGCGGAGUCUGAUGCCCACUUGUGUUUCCCCCCCUGGGGGAGGAAUAAAGUUCAAUUCAAUUCAAUACAGCAGCAUACCUGUGUCAUACCAGUACACAUUACCAGUGUAAUAGUUUUACAGGUUUCAAGCUUAAAACUUUUGGGAUUUUCCAUGAACAGAAACUAUGUAACGUUAUUUGCCUCCUUCAUCCAUCAUACCUGACUGAGGGAGUGUUUAUGUGUAUACAGUGGCAGGGCAGGGGUGGGUGGGUGGUUGGGCAAAAUACGUAUUUAUUCCGGUCAAGCUACUGAACAAGCAGAAUUUUUGCUGAAACUUUUCAUGUACACUUCUUAGUGUUGUUUUGUCUUGCUUUACUAGCACAAUGUUGUUGUGCUAGCUAUCUAUCUUUAAGUAAAUUACUAAAGGUUUUUAACACAAAUGUCUAAAGAAUAACUGAAAUGACUGAAAUAACCUUUCUUGGUCUUACUCAUGUGUGAUAAAAAAAAGAAAUACUGGAUACUGGUUGGAGUUUGACUGCAAACACAGAAACAUCCAUGAAAGGUUUCAGAAGUCCAUUGUAAUGUUUUAAAAGCCUGGAUCCCUUUGGGUAAAGGCAUCUGCCAUAUGACUCAGUUCCUCAUGAGGGAACAUGACACAAGUAGCUUCAAGACCAAUUGACAAUUUCUGUGGCGUGAGCUGAAAAACGUCAUCAAAUUGUUUGCAAGGAUGCUCCACGGAACCAACAUUUUGUGACCACGUGGACCUUAUGCAUGGAGAAGCCAAAAUGUUCAUUUUACACCUACAGAGCCAAACUUUAAUGACUUUUAAAAUGUAUGCUACACACACAAAUGUAUGCUACACACACAAAAUGUAUGCUACACACACAUAAAAUGGAUAUUAAUAUACCUGUAUCCCCACGAUUAUGUCUACUGGCGGACAAAAAUCUUGUUCCACAAAGAGUAUUAACUGAUUCCUACAGGUUUUAUUAUGUAUUCCAUAAUUGGAAGAGUCCACACAGACCAGAUGAAAGACCUCGUCCACUAAUGGUCAUCUGUCUGGAGGCUUGCCGAGGAGCGACAGCAGUGGAGGCCAGUGAGCCCAGUGGGCAGAAACAUGUCUAUGUUUAUGUAAGAUCAUAUAAGUGUGAGUUUAUACCAGAACAAAAAUGUUCAUGUUUUAUUGUUCUCUUUUUUUUGUUUUUUUUUUCUGUUUUCUGUCUUUGACUCUAAAGGCCGUGGUAUACUUUGGUGCGUGUGGCGUGCACGUCCCAUAUCGUGGACCCUAGUGUGUCAGGGUCCUGUAGUAUCUGACCACACCAUCGGGUGGCGGUACACGUCUGGACACAAAGAAUAAGACGCAUUCCUACCAAAGAAGAAGAGAACGAUGCUACAGCUCCCACGGACACGUCCUGGUCGAGCAGUCCAUUGGCAGGGGAGUCGGGGGUGUCAGCAGGUUUGAGGGUCGCCAUGUUGAGGCUUGGAUGUCUAUCCUUGGCGACUACUUCCAAAAAAGAUUAAUAUUAAUAUUAAUAUUAGCUUAAGAUGCUCCUAAUAAACUGCCAAAUGACCACA